Molecule: messenger RNA, 687 nt
Organism: Volvox carteri f. nagariensis
Lineage: Eukaryota; Viridiplantae; Chlorophyta; Chlorophyceae; Chlamydomonadales; Volvocaceae
Exons: 8
Coding region: 1-687 (228 amino acids)
Biological process (GO): nucleosome assembly; DNA replication-dependent chromatin assembly
Cellular component (GO): nucleus; CAF-1 complex
Molecular function (GO): protein binding
Source: RefSeq, a predicted model, not a curated record
AUGCAGCUGAAGACGUUGCAGAUUGUCUGGCAUGGAAAAGAACCUGUUCUUAGCGUUGACUUUCAGCCAAACAGCCACACCCUAGUCUCGGGCGGACAGGACGGCGAAGUCAAGGGGCCGCGGCCACGAAUGGUUGCGCCGCCAGUGCCGCCACUAGUGGCAUCUGGCGCCAACGCGUUGCUCAGCGGCGGCAUCGAGAACAACUGCAUCCUGUGGGAUGUGGACGGGCGCAAGUCGCUGAAGUGGCUCCAGGACCACGGCCACUACGUCCAGGGAGUGGCGUGGGACCCCCUCGGCCGCUACAUCGCCACUCAGUCGGCCGACCGCACCGCCCGGGUGUACUCCGUGAAGCCGCCGCCGCAGUCGGCGGCGGCAGCGGCUGGUGGGUCCCUGUGCAGAAGUGGCGCAGGGAGGGUUGCCGUGAAACGGUGUGCGGUUCGCGGGAUGGGAGGCAGCUGGAGGACUGGGGGGAGUCACUGCUCACUCAGUAGCCAGCAAUAUUGCCUUUGGCAUACGAAAACCAAGUUACCUGGGACCGCUAAGCAGCCCCUCUUCAGCGACGACUCGCUGCCCACCUUCUUCCGCCGCCUGGCCUGGUCACCGGACGGGGCAUUCCUGGCGGCGCCUGCGGGCGUCUACAGGGGGGUUAAGAACGUUCUUAAGUCAUUCUUAGCCCAGCCAAAUUGA